AUGGAGGAUGUCCACAACCUGUUUGGCGCAAUGGUCGCAAGUGAUCAAUCGGCGGUUGGUGUUGACUCCUUUGUCAAUAUGAUGAACGAGGUCGUUGGCAUGGAUGACAUCUCCAUCACAAUGCCAUAUGAAAGUUGCUAUGAGCAGGUUGAGUGCCUCCAUCCAAGUGGUGUGCCAAUUCAGGAGCACAUCAACUACGCCCAAGAGCUGUACAAGCAAAAGAACAAGAAGGAGCACAUGCCCUUUGUCAUGUUGCACUAUUGGGCAUUGCUCCAGCACAAUGAGAAGUGGAUAUCAAAGAACAAUGAAUCUCCACCAAAGAGGCAGAGGUCAAGCAAUUCCUCCUCUCCAGAGUUUGACGAUGAGCAAGAUGUUGAUGCUGAUGAAGAUGAUGAUAAGAGGAGGGGUACAAGUCCCACUCCAAGCUCAGCAGUGCUAAUGAGGAAGAGGACUCCAGGGAGGAAGCAAGAGAAAGAGAGGUUGGAGAGAGGAGAAGGUGCUAUCUACGAGGAGGUGCUCCAAGAGAUUAUCAUAACAAGGAAGGACAUGGAGUAUGAGAGGAAACAAGAAAAAGAAGCAAAGUGGAUGGAGCUCAAAGCCAUCAAGGAGCGCAAGGCGGCCUAUGAGGAGCGCAAGGUUGCCAUUGAGGAGAAGUUGAGGGUCUUUGGCAAGGAGGUCCUCACCAAGAAGAUGGAGCAAGAACAAAAUAUCAUAUUCAUAGACAUGAAUGGCCUUCAUGAAAAACAAAGAGCAUAUGUGGAUGCAACACGUUGGCAUAUCUUGGCAUCAAAAAUGGGCAGGAACAUAUGA
This is a messenger RNA of Phragmites australis (common reed), 810 nucleotides long. RefSeq lists its product as uncharacterized. NCBI's taxonomy places the organism in Eukaryota, Viridiplantae, Streptophyta, Magnoliopsida, Poales, Poaceae. Bases 1 to 810 code for a protein of 269 amino acids. The transcript has 4 exons. The record is from RefSeq and is a predicted model, not a curated record.